Molecule: messenger RNA, 1509 nt
Organism: Kwoniella mangroviensis CBS 8507
Lineage: Eukaryota; Fungi; Basidiomycota; Tremellomycetes; Tremellales; Cryptococcaceae
Exons: 2
Coding region: 1-1509 (502 amino acids)
Source: RefSeq, a predicted model, not a curated record
AUGGCCCCUCCAUCUUUAUCUCAGCACCCCUCAACAUCAUCGACCUCUUCGGAUGAACCCAUCUACAUUCCACCUCCCUCCUCCAAAGCUGUACCUGGUCCAUCGACUCAUCUGAGCCUUCCAAAGCGAUCGAAAGCUGAACCUAAAUCUCUGGUUACUCUAGAUGACGACGAUGAAGAGGAUGAAGAUGAACCGGUAUUUGUAGGAACGAAAAUAAGCAACCUCGUUCAGAAAUAUAAGUUGAAUCAUGAUGUGUUAGGUGAUAGGGUUAAAUCAUCAAGUUCCUCUACGUCUGGAUCACCUUCUGCUGCACCAUCGACUAGUAAAUCAUCCAAGAAAGAAAUUAAAGUGAAUUCACGCUCAACCUCGGAUACUUCUUCGAGAAAAGGUAAAAGUAAAGGCAAAUCGAAGAUCAAUCAACCUAUCACUAUCAUCGAUGGGGAGGAAACAGAAUGUACACAGUUACAACAACAACCAUCCCUACCAUUGUUACCUGAUUUGGCACUUGUACCUCUACCCGUACCGGAUUGGUUGGGUCGGACAGCUAUACUGUUACCUUUGGAUAGUUGCGUGGUAUGUAAAAUUAGGUUCAAGAAGACUGACUCGGGAGCUGCCAAGUGGAGACACAUAUCAACCUGUCGUCCACCACUUUAUCGACCACCAAACCCACCACCUGAUCUCAAAAACCUAAUCAACGAAGGGUUAUUGCAUGGUCAAUCGAAAUCUACUAAACCUACCUCCCUGCUUGAUCUUCACGUUCGUCGAUCAAACUCGUUGGAAGAUGUUUCUUCGCCAAAUAAUAAAGGAAAGAAAAAGUCGAUUUUGGGGUUGAAGAGUUUUACAAGUGUUAAAGCUACGCAUGAGAGGUUGGAAGAUGAUUGGGAGAAACAAGUUAGAAGUAGAUUAAAGGAAUUUAUAGGUGAUUCAAGUCCACCACCUGAACCUGAAUUCGAACUUGGAUCGAUAUCAAAAACACCUUCACCAAAAACUUCUCCAAGUAAAAGGAAAUUGAAAGGUACAGAACCUCGGAGCGAUACAGAGGAUGAGAUGGACCUGUACCUACCUUCCACACAAUCGUUAGGUGAAUCUUCUCUAGCUCAAAUGUAUGCCAAACAAUCACCUUCUGGUUCCCCUUCUGGUUCACCAUCGAAAUCACCUAUAACACCCGUUGAUUCCCCGGAACGUCAAUCUGAAGAUGAAGAGCACGCAGAAUUUGAUUUACCAUUACCACCUUCUUCUCAGAAACGUCAAUUUUCCCAAAGGGAAGAGUUUGAUCCCGAUGAAGAAGGAAACGAUUUCUCGUGUAUGGAUGAAAAUCCAGAAGAGAAAGGAGAAGGAGGAGUGGGAGAUCGGACGAAGAAACCCUUUCGAGGAUGGGGAGAUCCGCGAGUCGAUGAGGAUCUCUCCCAUAACGAAAUCGACAAUGACGAACGACUCUUCGCUCUUGGAUGGGGAGGUGGGGGAACACCUAUUGGAAGAACAGGAGGAUGGACAGGUAGAUUUGCGUAA